UUAACCAGCAGGGAAGCUGGCAAACAAGAUUUAGCAGCAGCUGCUGCUCCGCUGGCUUACUGUACACACACGAGGACCCAGGACAGCAGGACCCAGCCAGCAGUUGCAGCCUCAGCUCUCUGCAGACCGGCCCAGCCAUCCUGAACAAUGCUGCUCGCCCUGUACACCUGCAUUCUCUGGCUGUCCACCGGUGGCCUCUGGACUGUCCAGGCUCAGGACCCCACUGCUGACGUGUGCAUGUGCAUGAGCAACCAUCACCGGGACCUGGCUCCAAACAAUGUUGACUUUGCCUUUGGCCUGUAUAAGCACCUAGUGGCCUCAGCUCCUGGCAAGAACGUCUUCCUCUCCCCUGUCAGCAUUUCCAUGGCCUUGGCCAUGCUGUCCCUGGGUGCCCGUGGGGACACACGGACCCAGAUUCUCCAAAGCUUGGGCUUCAACCUCACUGAGACAUCUGAGGUCGGGGUCCACCAGAGUUUCUGGAACCUCCACCAGCUCCUCAGGGAGUCAGACACCAGCUUAGAAAUGACCAUGGGCAACGUUUUGUUCAUCAACCAGAGCUUGGAGCUUCAAGACUCAUUCUCAGCAGACACCAAGCGUUACUAUGAGUUGGAUGCCUUGGCUACAGAUUUCCAGGACUUGGCCAGAGCCAGCAGACAAAUCAAUGAGUAUAUCAAGAAUAAGACUCAUGGGAAGAUCGUGGAUUUGUUCUCGGAGCUGGAUAGCCCAGCCAUGCUUAUCCUGGUCAACUACAUCUUCUUCAAAGGCACAUGGGCACAUCCCUUCGACCAGGAAAGCACCAGGGAGGACAACUUCUAUGUGAACGAGACGACCCUCGUGAAGGUGCCCAUGAUGUUUCAGUCCAGUGAGAUCAAGCACCUCAACGACCAGGUGCUCCCCUGCCAGCUGGUGCAGCUGGACUACAUGGGCAAUGGGACCGUCUUCUUCAUCCUUCCGGACAAGGGGAAGGUGGACACGGUCAUCAAUGCCCUGAACCGGAACACCAUUCAGAGGUGGUCUGACUCCCUGACCAGUGGCCACGUGGACUUGUACAUCCCGAAGGUCUCCAUCUCCAGAGCCUAUGACAUUGGGAGCCUCCUGGAGGACAUGAGCAUUGCAGACUUGCUCUACAACCAGGCAAAUUUCUCAGGCAUCGCCCAAGGGGUCCAGCUAAAAGUAUCGAAGGUGGUCCAUGAGGCCAUGCUGCAGCUUGAUGAGAAGGGUGUGAUGACAGCCGCCCCGACUGCAGUCCCCCGAAACGUGACGUCUGAGCCUCUCACCAUCCAGUUCAACCGGCCCUUCAUUGUCAUGAUCUUCGACAACUUCACGUGGAGCAGCCUUUUCCUGGUCAAGGUUGUGAAUCCGACCUAAGGAGCCACCCUCCCAGGAGCCAUAGCGCCAUCUGACUUUCGACCAGGGACCCACAGAAAUGAUCUGGAGAGUGGGAGUGUUCCCCCACUCUUCUCCAGGUUCUCCUCUGCAAUAAAUAACUGUCACUGUGACUGAUGACAGUGUGUUGAGGGAGAAAGGUGGGACAACUGAUACAAUUUGAAUAAUAUCCAUAUAAUAGAGUACCAAUGUAAUUUUCUGGUUUUGAUCAUUGUACUAUGGUCAUGUAAUAUAUGGAAGCUGGGUGAAGGGUAUGUGAAAACACUAUUAUUUUUGGAAAAUUUUGCGUGUUUGAAAUUAUUUCUAAAUAAAAACUUACAAAAAGGAAAUCAAAUAAGUCAAAAGCACAACAGAAAGACAUCUUUAAAGCGCUAGAGGGGAAAUGUCGCAAUAUCUUUCAAAAAGCAAAAACAAAUCUUCAAAAAUUAAGGCGAGAUAAAGAUUUCUGUUCAGACAAACAAGAGCUGAGAAAGUUUAUCAUCUUCACUAAAGAAAUUUUUAGGCAGAAACAAGAUGAUUCUAGAGGGAAACGUGGACCUCCACGAAAGAACGAAGAG
Messenger RNA from Hipposideros armiger (great roundleaf bat), 1943 nucleotides. It is a transcript of the gene SERPINA6, whose product is annotated as serpin family A member 6. Bases 148 to 1368 code for a protein of 406 amino acids. The record is from RefSeq and is a predicted model, not a curated record. Lineage: Eukaryota; Metazoa; Chordata; Mammalia; Chiroptera; Hipposideridae. Gene Ontology annotation, molecular function: serine-type endopeptidase inhibitor activity. The transcript has 5 exons.